UUUUUCCAAAAAGACAUCAUAAACUUAAUACUUUUUUUUUUUUUUCCAAAAUGCUUUUUUAAAUAUAAAUAGAUCUUAUUGUUGGUUGUUUGGAUUAAAGCUAAACAACAACUAAAUUUAAAAGAAUUGAAAACUAAUUUCAAAUUUAAAACCAGAAUUUGAAAAUACAUUCUCCUCCUGCUGCUAUCCAAUCUGCCGUACAACUUCUUGCCUUUAAUGGAUGUUUUGAACCAGUUUAACACACAAAAAGAUCAAACUACUUUUCAGGAUGACUGAUUAAGAUGUUAAGUAUCUAAUGCUGUGCUGAGGUCUAAGAGGACGAGAACUGAAACCUUAUUUUGAUUGUUUUAGUAAGAGCAGUUUCAGUGCUGUGGUGUGUUCUAAAGCCUGAUUCAAAUUCCUCCAGGAUGCUAUUCUCUUUAAAGGAGCUAUAUGUAAGAAAUCUAAAGCAAAUAGUCGUAAAAUCAUCCUAAUAUGUCACAGAGACAAAGGAAUAAUGUUCAUAUAACAUACUGAUCUCACCGACAACAAUAGUACAGCCAGAAUAUUCGCAUUUAAAAAACAUUUUUACCAUACCUGCCAACAGUAGGCUGUGAAAAAGAGGGAGAUUUUCUGGGGUAACGGUUGGAAUGGCUGAAUGGUUGGAAUCCCCACCCGGGGGCAUUGUAACAAUGGAUAUUAUUAUUAUUUAAGGCUCAUUAAGUCAUUUUGUUUACAUAUUUGUAUUUAUUGUAUUCAUAUGGGCCCAUGUUACGCCCCGGUCUAGGGGUGUGGGUGCUUAACAUAAGGAUACACAGGAACACAGGAGUAAAUGUACAGGUGAGCAAUUUAUUGCUACACACUCCAAAAAUACACUGUACAAUAUCGCACACAAAAUGGAGCAAAUGACGUCAGGGUGAACCCAGGCCAAAACAACAAACAAAAAGCAACAAAAAUAACUGAUUCCUAACAAAAACAAAAGAAACAAACGUACAAUACUAGGCCUAACUCCCUAGGCUAACGAAAAACAUGAGAAAACAGGUAUAACAAAAAUAGCAGCUCACCCCUACGCCCCGUGCAAACAGUAAUAUGUGACAAUGACUAUUUACAAUAUACACAAAUGACUCAGUUGGCCCUAAGGCGCUGGUCUGAACAAAAGAAACAAUUAUUUAGCAAGGCAAGCUAAAUAAUCACACGUUAGUCACACAACAAAGUACUUAUAAAUCACAAAAACCGGAGAAACGAUACGAUGCGCUGCUGCCAUGUAGGAGAGUGGGCUCGCGGCUUCCGUGUGGCCAGCAUUAUGAAGGCUGAGCCCCUUGCUCAACCAAUCCGGCAGCGGUGAUGUCACGCUCGUUAUCCAGUAGCUUUUGACACUGAAGGCCAAGCCCCUUGCUCAGCCAAUCCAGCCGUAGCGACGUCACGAUUGUUGAGCGAAUCACCGGCACACCUGUUAACAAGCAUACGAUCUCCGGACAGAAAGAGGUCUGACUUUCCACCAAACAUACAGUCAGUUCACAGCUGUAGAGAAGUUCGCAGAUUGAUUGUUUGACAUCCUUUGAACCUGCCCAAAGUUAAAAAUGACCACACCUGUGCGAACUGUGAAAGUCCUGAAAGAACACCUGGACGAGCUGAUCGAGGUGGAGCUGAGGACAUUUCAUUGGUACUUGACCCAGAAUGUGAGAGAAGGAUGCAGAUCCAUUCAGCGGUCCCAGCUGGAGAACGUGACCAGAGAGGGAACUGUGGAUAAAAUGGUGCAGGUUUACGGGAGAGACGGUGCUGUGGAGAUCACAGUGGACAUUCUCACAUGGAUGAAUCAUAAUGACCUUGCAGUGAGGUUAACUCAAGCCAUAACGGAGGCAAACAUGGAACAGCAGUCGAAUGAGCCAUCUACCUCCACUGUGAGCGAAAUGCAGAGAGAUGCAGAUUGGACUCCGGAGCUGUCUUGUCCAGUUUGUCGUGAUAUUUUCACGGAGCCUGUGAUGCUUCAGUGUGGCCACAGCUUCUGUAAGACCUGCGUGCACAAACACUGGAAGGGGGAACUCUAUCGGAAAUGCCCAUAUUGUCAGCAAGUUAUAGACCUUGAACCUCAGAUUAAUUACACUCUGAAGAGUUUGAGUGAAAACUACAGAAGGAGAGGUCAGUCUGAUCCCUCAGGAGGACACAGCAGUGACUCAGCGUCUUAUCAGACUCCUUCCAGGACCAUCAGACAGAAGCAGGAAGCUUUUGAAAAGGUCAAACAAUUUUGUGAUUCAUCCAUCAAGCACAUUCAGAGUCAGAGACGCACCACAGAGCAGAAGAUGAGGGACGACUUUGAGAAGCUUCGUCAUUUUCUCAAGACGGAAGAAGAAACCAGAAUAGCAGCAUUAGAAAAAGAAGAGACUCAGAAGAUUCGUAUGAUGCAGAAGAUCACAGAGAUCAGCAGAGACACAUUCUCACUCUCUGACACUGUGAAAGAAAUGGAAGACUUGGGGGCUGAUGACUCAUUCAUACAGAACUUUAAGACUGAAAUGGAAAGAGCCCAGAAGGCACUGCCAGAUCCACAGCUACUCCCACAGCCACUGAUAGAUGAGCCCAAACAUGUGGAAAACCUUCAGUUCAAAGUUUGGAGGAGGAUGUUGACCAUCAUAAAUCACAAAGGUGAAGUUGUUGACAGUUCGGGGACUGAGUCUGAUGACGAUGAAGGGUCAGAAUUUGACUGCCUGUACUCUCCUGAGCCUUGCCUAACAUCAUCCUCUGAUUCAUCAGACUCGGAGGAUUCAGUCAUCAUUCCAGAUAGCCCUCCCACAAAACGACACAGGCCAAAUCCAGAUGCUGAGCAAAAAGCAGCAACCACCAGGGGGCUUCAUCCACAUUCGAGCAGGCAAAUGGAAGACUCACCCACUCUGUCUCAACUUCCCAUACCACAACCCCAACCCUCAGCUUUUCAUCCCACAACCCCCAACCCUCAGCUCUUCAUCCCACAACCCCCAACCCUCAGCUUUUCAUCCCACAACCGUCAUCCCUUCAUACCACAACCUCCAACCCUCAGCUCUUCAUUCCACAACCCUCAUCCCUUCAUACCACAACCUCCAACCCUCAUCCCUUCAUACCACAACCUCCAACCCUCAGCUCUUCAUUCCACAACCCUCAUCCCUUCAUACCACAAACCCCUAACCCUCGGCUCUCUAUCCCACAACCCUCAUCCCUUCAUACUACAACCCUAAACCCUCAGCUCUCCAUCCCGCAAACCCUCAUCCCUUCAUACCACAAUCCUUCCAUUUUGUAACCCUUUGACCCUCAAUCUAUCAUAUGCAUAAACAAUUUUGAUCUGUAUCUGUAUUGGGGUGGUUUUUGUUAGUGAAUUGAUAUAAAAUAUAAGGAACAAAUAAAAUAUGAUGUAUGAUUACAGAUUUGGAAUUGAUUACAGAUUUCAAAUGAAGAAUUGGCGAGAGUUGCAAGAUGGUUUAAAAUGAAUAAGCUCUCAUUAAAUGUCAAAAAGUCCACUUUUAUAAUCUUUGUAGGUAGAGGUAAGAAAUAUCAGAGGCAUCAUGCUGGAGUUUCAAUAGAGGGAAAUAAAAUUUCACAAGUCUCUUACAUUCAAUUCUUGGGGAUCCAAGUGGAUGAGAAUUUGAAUUGGAAAAAACAUUAAUUUCAUUCAUACAAAAAUGGUUUAUAAAUGUAUCUUGUUUACGGACCUUAUAUUAUACCAUGAUUUAUCCUUAUUUAAUUUAUGGUAAUAUUGUUUGGGCGAACACUUACCCCUCCAACCUUCAUAAACUUUACUUGCUGCAGAAGUGUUUUGUACGAUUGGCAACUCUUUCUAACACAACAGAUCCCUCUGCCCCUCUCUUCAAAAAACUGAAUAUCCUGCCUAUGUACAACAUCAAUAUUCAUCAGGUAUGUGUUUUAUAUAUAAAUACAUGUUUUCACCCUGUUCUUUACCAUCUUCUUUUAAAAAAAAAUUUCAUGUUAAAUUCCCAAUUUCAUUCUUAUACUACUAGACAGGUUGACUAUCUUCAUCUUCCUUUUUAUAAAAUUAAACACGGCCAGUUUUGCCUCAGAUAUCGUGGUGUGCAAAUAUGGAAUGCUAAAAGACAUAUUGUUAUGAGCUCAUCAUCUUUAAAAAAUUUUAAAAGGAAAUUGUCAUUUCACCUAAUUCAUGAAGUUUAAUUGUGUAUGCCUAACUACACUGCAUUUAUGUAUGUUGUAUAUACCCUUUUUGCCCUUUUUUGUCAAUUCUAUUUGGUUUUUGUGAUCUCAAAUAGUUUUUCAAUUAGAUAUUUGUGUAGAUAUUUGCUUUUGAUGUUUUAAUUGUCUUUUUUUGUAUAGUCUGUUCUGUUCUCUUUUCUUCUCUUUUUCCUUUCUUUUCUUUUUCUUUUCUUUUUUGUAUUGUAAAUUGUUGGUUUCUUUGAGUUUUGAGAAAGGUGAGGUCCCUCGUAUAAGCCUGUUGGCUUCUUGACCUCUCCUGACACAUUUAUUUUUAUCCUGUAAUUUGGUUUUCUUUUAAAUCUCUUAU
Messenger RNA from Epinephelus fuscoguttatus (brown-marbled grouper), 4477 nucleotides. Its product is annotated as E3 ubiquitin-protein ligase TRIM11-like. Gene Ontology annotation, biological process: protein ubiquitination. Lineage: Eukaryota; Metazoa; Chordata; Actinopteri; Perciformes; Serranidae. Gene Ontology annotation, molecular function: ubiquitin-protein transferase activity. The transcript is spliced from 10 exons. Bases 1560 to 3185 code for a protein of 541 amino acids. The record is from RefSeq and is a predicted model, not a curated record.